AUGCUGAAGGCUGCGGAAAUCGCCACGCUCCUGGCGGUCGUUGUGCCGGGCGCAUUAGGUGUGACAUUCGGCGUCCCUAGCAAGGUCGGAACUGGAGGAUACGCAUACGCGCCGUUGGACAAGGCGCCGAUUGGCAUCUCGUUCGAGUUCUUCACCUUCCCCUCGUAUUUCACCAAUGUCACGGCAACCAACCAGUGCCUCUCCAACUGGAAAGACCUGACCGGAGUCUGGCCCCCCAUUCGCAUCGGCGGGACGACCCAGGACCGCGCGAGGUACGACCCUUCGACCUCGGCCUAUGUCGUCUACAACGUCGCAAGCGCGGGCGACGCGCCCCAAACGUUGACCUUUGGGCCCAAAUUCAUGACCCUGGCGAGCACAUACGGGGGGAGUGUCGUUCUCGGGCUGAACCGGGGGAAGAACGAUAUCGCGAACACGAUCGACGCUGCAAAGGUGGCCGUCUUGGAGAUGAGCAAUCUGCUUGCAAUUGAGUUGGGUAACGAGCCAGAAUAUUGGAAGUCGAACGGCCAACCAAUUGCUGCCGGCACAUGGGAUCCCGCCACAGACGCGGCCUCGCAAAAUAACUGGGACAUAUCGGUAGGGCGUGCGGUCGACAGGAAGAAUAUUAUCCAAGCAGGGAACUCAAACGACUCUCCGCCGAAAUGGGGUGCCGCCGAGUUGAUUGCAUCGGGGAAUGCGACUGUGAGGGAGUACGUCGGCAUAUAUGCUCACCACAAUUACCCCGGAGGCAACGUCCAGUCAUUGAUGACCCACUCCAACACCGUGAAGAACAUCCACUCGUUUGACGCGGAUAUCGCUGCGGCUCUGGCCGCCGGCAAGCCGUACGUGUUUGGGGAAACAAACUCAGUCUCGGGUGGCGGAGCAGCCGGCGUCUCUCCGACCUUCGGUGCCGGUCUCUGGACCAUGGACUACUCCUUGCGAGCCACGUAUAGCAACAUAUCGCGCACCUACUUCCACCACGGCACUCUGGGUAACUGUCAGUACUGCUUCUGGGGCCGUUACAGCAUGGGAGCCCCUUACUACGGGGCGACGGCAGCAGUGGCCCUUCUCGCCGGUGCCAGCCACCUGACUGCCCUCGACGCCGGCAACACCAACUAUGCGGCCUAUGCCACCUUCGACGAGGCCGGCGCCCCGCUGCGCGUGCUCCUGUACAACUCGGAUUACUACGCCGGAAGCGGCACGAGGUCCAGCACGUCGUUCACCCUGACUGGGCUGACAUCCUCGGACGUCAAGGCGAAGCGACUGACGGCGGGGAGUGCGAUGUCGAGGCAGGAUCAGGGUGCCAAUCCUUCCUUCGGCGGCCAGUUCUUCGACAACGGCACGUGUGUUGUCGGUGGGACGGAGACGUUCGAGACGGCGAGUGUAUCGGGGGGUCAGGCGACGUUUACGCUGAAGGCAACCGAGGUCCUUCUUGUGUACCUGCAGUAA
Molecule: messenger RNA, 1446 nt
Organism: Phialemonium atrogriseum
Lineage: Eukaryota; Fungi; Ascomycota; Sordariomycetes; Cephalothecales; Cephalothecaceae
Exons: 3
Coding region: 1-1446 (481 amino acids)
Source: RefSeq, a predicted model, not a curated record